This is a messenger RNA of Piliocolobus tephrosceles (Ugandan red Colobus), 4634 nucleotides long. RefSeq names its product ATP binding cassette subfamily B member 4 (gene ABCB4). The record is from RefSeq and is a predicted model, not a curated record. Gene Ontology annotation, biological process: oligopeptide export from mitochondrion. Gene Ontology annotation, cellular component: mitochondrial inner membrane. NCBI's taxonomy places the organism in Eukaryota, Metazoa, Chordata, Mammalia, Primates, Cercopithecidae. Gene Ontology annotation, molecular function: ATP binding; ATP hydrolysis activity; ABC-type oligopeptide transporter activity. The coding region runs from base 249 to 4088 and encodes 1279 amino acids. The transcript is spliced from 28 exons.
GCCCCGGCGGCGAGAGCGGCAGGCUGGGCCCCUGGCCCGCGCCUGGCCUGGGGAGAGAGCCUGAGCGGGCGGCAGGAGCUGCUCCUGCGGGCCGGGGCCCUAGCCCUGGCUGCAGCGGGAGGCGUCUCCGGGGCCGGACGCGCGUGGGGGGCGGGGGCGAGGCCGCGGCGAACAAAGUCCAGGCCCCUCUGCUGGAGCGCCCGCGCGCCCGGAGGUUCUGCCAGACACGCGCGAGGUCCGAGGCUGAGAUGGAUCUUGAGGCGGCAAGGAACGGAACAGCCCGGCGCCCCAGGAGCGCGGAGGGCGACUUGGAACUGGGCGUCAGCAGCAACCAAAAAAGGAAAAAAACGAAGAAAGUGAAAUUGAUUGGAGUACUAACAUUGUUUCGAUACUCUGAUUGGCAGGAUAAAUUGUUUAUGUCGCUGGGUACCAUCAUGGCCAUAGCUCACGGAUCAGGUCUCCCCCUCAUGAUGGUAGUGUUUGGAGAGAUGACUGACAAAUUUGUUGAUACUGCAGGAAACUUCUCCCUUCCAGUGAACUUUUCAUUGUCGCUGCUAAAUCCAGGCAAAAUUCUGGAAGAAGAAAUGACUAGAUAUGCAUAUUACUACUCAGGAUUGGGUGCUGGAGUUCUUGUUGCUGCCUAUAUACAAGUUUCAUUUUGGACUUUGGCAGCUGGUCGACAGAUCAGAAAAAUUAGGCAAAAAUUUUUUCAUGCUGUUCUACGACAGGAAAUAGGAUGGUUUGACAUCAACGACACCACUGAACUCAAUACGCGGCUAACAGAUGACAUCUCCAAAAUCAGUGAAGGAAUUGGUGACAAGGUUGGAAUGUUCUUUCAAGCAGUAGCCACGUUUUUUGCAGGAUUCAUAGUGGGAUUCAUCAGAGGAUGGAAGCUCACCCUUGUGAUAAUGGCCAUCAGCCCUAUUCUGGGACUCUCUGCAGCCGUUUGGGCAAAGAUACUCUCGGCGUUUAGUGACAAAGAACUAGCUGCUUAUGCAAAAGCAGGCGCCGUGGCAGAAGAGGCUCUGGGGGCCAUCAGGACUGUGAUAGCUUUCGGGGGCCAGAACAAAGAGCUGGAAAGGUAUCAGAAACAUUUAGAAAAUGCCAAAGAGAUUGGAAUUAAAAAAGCUAUUUCAGCAAACAUUUCCAUGGGUAUUGCCUUCCUGUUAAUAUAUGCGUCAUAUGCACUGGCCUUCUGGUAUGGAUCUAUUCUAGUCAUAUCAAAAGAAUAUACUAUUGGAAAUGCAAUGACAGUUUUUUUUUCAAUCCUAAUUGGAGCUUUCAGUGUUGGUCAGGCUGCCCCAUGUAUUGAUGCUUUUGCCAAUGCAAGAGGAGCAGCAUAUGUGAUCUUUGAUAUUAUUGAUAAUAAUCCUAAAAUUGACAGUUUUUCAGAGAGAGGACACAAACCAGACAACAUCAAAGGGAAUUUGGAGUUCAAUGAUGUUCACUUUUCUUACCCUUCUCGAGCUAACGUCAAGAUCUUGAAGGGCCUCAACCUGAAGGUGCAGAGUGGGCAGAUGGUGGCCCUGGUUGGAAGCAGUGGCUGUGGGAAGAGCACAACGGUCCAGCUGAUACAGAGGCUCUAUGACCCUGACGACGGCACGAUUAACAUUGAUGGGCAGGAUAUUAGGAACUUUAAUGUGAGCUAUCUGAGGGAAAUCAUUGGUGUGGUGAGUCAGGAGCCAGUGCUGUUUUCCACCACAAUUGCUGAAAAUAUUCGUUAUGGCCGUGGAAAUGUAACCAUGGAUGAGAUAAAGAAAGCUGUCAAAGAGGCCAACGCCUAUGAGUUUAUCAUGAAAUUACCACAGAAAUUUGACACCCUGGUUGGAGAGAGAGGGGCCCAGUUGAGUGGUGGGCAGAAACAGAGGAUUGCCAUUGCACGUGCCCUGGUUCGCAACCCCAAGAUCCUCCUGCUGGACGAGGCCACGUCAGCGUUGGACACAGAAAGCGAAGCUGAGGUACAGGCAGCUCUGGAUAAGGCCAGAGAAGGCCGGACCACCAUUGUGAUAGCACACCGACUGUCUACAGUCCGAAAUGCAGAUGUCAUCGCUGGGUUUGAGGAUGGAGUAAUUGUGGAGCAAGGAAGCCACAGUGAACUGAUGAAGAAGGAAGGGGUGUACUUCAAACUUGUCAACAUGCAGACAUCAGGAAGCCAGAUCCAGUCAGAAGAAUUUGAACUAAAUGAUGAAAAGGCUGCCACUGGAAUGGCCCCAAAUGGCUGGAAAUCUCGCCUAUUUAGGCAUUCUACUCAGAAAAACCUUAAAAAUUCACAAAUGUGUCAGAAUAGCCUUGAUGUGGAAAUCGAUGGACUUGAAGCAAACGUGCCACCAGUGUCUUUUCUGAAGGUCCUGAAACUGAAUAAAACAGAAUGGCCCUACUUCGUCGUGGGAACAGUAUGUGCCAUUGCCAAUGGGGGGCUUCAGCCGGCAUUUUCAAUCAUAUUCUCAGAGAUCAUAGAGAUUUUUGGACCAGGCGACGAUGCAGUGAAGCAGCAGAAGUGCAACAUGUUCUCUUUGCUUUUCUUAUGUCUGGGAAUUAUUUCUUUUUUUACUUUCUUCUUUCAGGGUUUCACGUUUGGGAAAGCUGGCGAGAUCCUCACCAGGAGACUGCGAUCAAUGGCUUUUAAAGCAAUGUUAAGACAGGACAUGAGCUGGUUUGAUGACCAUAAAAACAGUACUGGUGCACUUUCUACAAGACUUGCCACGGAUGCUGCCCAAGUCCAAGGAGCCACAGGAACUAGGUUGGCUUUAAUUGCACAGAAUAUAGCUAACCUUGGAACUGGUAUUAUCAUAUCAUUUAUCUACGGUUGGCAGUUAACCCUAUUGCUAUUAGCAGUUGUUCCAAUUAUUGCUGUAUCAGGAAUUGUUGAAAUGAAAUUGUUGGCUGGAAAUGCCAAAAGAGAUAAAAAAGAACUGGAAGCUGCUGGAAAGAUUGCAACAGAGGCAAUAGAAAAUAUUAGGACAGUUGUGUCUUUGACCCAGGAAAGAAAAUUUGAAUCAAUGUAUGUUGAAAAAUUGUACGGACCUUACAGGAAUUCCGUGCAGAAGGCACACAUCUAUGGAAUUACUUUUAGUGUCUCACAAGCAUUUAUGUAUUUUUCCUAUGCCGGUUGUUUUCGAUUUGGUGCGUAUCUCAUUGUGAAUGGACAUAUGCGCUUCAAAGAUGUUAUUCUCGUGUUUUCUGCAAUUGUGUUUGGUGCAGUGGCUCUAGGACAUGCCAGUUCAUUUGCUCCAGACUAUGCUAAAGCUAAGCUGUCUGCAGCCCACUUAUUCAUGCUGUUUGAAAGACAACCUUUGAUUGACAACUACAGUGAAGAGGGGCUGAAGCCUGAUAAAUUUGAAGGAAAUAUAACAUUUAAUGAAGUCAUGUUCAACUAUCCCACCCGACCAAACGUGCCAGUGCUUCAGGGGCUGAGCCUGGAGGUGAAGAAGGGCCAGACGCUGGCCCUGGUGGGCAGCAGUGGCUGUGGGAAGAGCACAGUGGUCCAGCUCCUGGAGCGGUUCUACGACCCCUUGGCGGGGACAGUGCUUCUCGAUGGUCAAGAAGCAAAGAAACUCAAUGUCCAGUGGCUCAGAGCUCAACUCGGAAUCGUGUCUCAGGAGCCCAUCCUAUUUGACUGCAGCAUUGCCGAGAAUAUUGCCUAUGGAGACAACAGCCGGGUUGUAUCACAGGAUGAAAUUGUGAGUGCAGCCAAAGCUGCCAACAUACAUCCUUUCAUCGAGACGUUACCCCAUAAAUAUGAAACAAGAGUGGGAGAUAAGGGGACUCAGCUCUCAGGAGGUCAAAAACAGAGGAUUGCUAUUGCCCGAGCCCUCAUCAGACAACCUCAAAUCCUCCUGUUGGAUGAAGCUACAUCGGCUCUGGAUACUGAAAGUGAAAAGGUUGUCCAAGAAGCCCUGGACAAAGCCAGAGAAGGCCGCACCUGCAUUGUGAUUGCUCACCGCCUGUCCACCAUCCAGAAUGCAGACUUAAUAGUGGUGUUUCAGAAUGGCAGAGUCAAGGAGCACGGCACACAUCAGCAGCUGCUGGCACAGAAAGGCAUCUAUUUUUCAAUGGUCAGUGUCCAGGCUGGGACACAGAACUUAUGAACUUUUGCUACAGUAUAUUUUAAAAAUAAAUUCAAAUUAUUCUACAAUUUUAUCUGACUUGUAAAAGAAGUUUCUAGUUUGUCAUCAUAAAACAUAAGUAUAUCUCAUUCUAAAUCAAUUUAGAAGAUCCAAUUUGGGGUUUAUUAUGGCAUUUGAAAUUUGAGAGUUAGAAGUGACACCUGUCUUGAAGUAUUAAAACAACAGGCUGGCUCUCCCUAAGUUACUAGAAACAUCCAGAAAAAGAACAAAAUUCAAGAUAAAAGUACAGGUGUAGAAAUAUAGAAGCCACAGACAUAGGAAAAUGGUCUUAUGGUCCUGAAUGGGUUGGGUAGACAGGAUAGUUUGGGAAUAAUUUUCCCAAGUACAAAGGAAAAAUAGAUUGUUUAAUAGCCUCAUCUCUCUUGGUAAUUUUCUAAAUAAUUCUAUUAUGGAAUCAAAGUUUUUUAAAUGAAUGAAUUUCCAGCUUUAUCAUCCAAGACCAAGAGAAAAUGAAAUUGCCCCUAUCUAGCUAACUCUGAAAGCACGUAUCAGUUCCAUUAAGCAAGA